Ipomoea triloba (trilobed morning glory) is the source of this 1258-nucleotide messenger RNA. RefSeq lists its product as uncharacterized. The coding region runs from base 194 to 1036 and encodes 280 amino acids. Gene Ontology annotation, molecular function: zinc ion binding; nucleic acid binding. NCBI's taxonomy places the organism in Eukaryota, Viridiplantae, Streptophyta, Magnoliopsida, Solanales, Convolvulaceae. The record is from RefSeq and is a predicted model, not a curated record. The transcript is spliced from 3 exons.
UGUAGGAAGACAUUUGGGAUUUCUGCUGCAUUGAUGGUCUGCAGCUAUUUAAGGACCUCAACCUCUCACUGCUCAAACAUUCAGUCUCAUACACCAUCCAGAGAGUAUAGAGUAAAAGUGAGGGAAAAAUACAGUUCACUCAAGCAAAGGCAGCACUCAGCACAGUUCAUUCAGGCAACAACAAACACCAACUAUGGCUGGAGCAACUCUACCCGUCACUCAAACCAUAACUAUUGAUGUUCCUUUGCUUAACGACGAUAAUCACAAAGAGUGGAAAGAUGCUAUUCUCCUACAUUUGGGAUUAUUAGAGUUAGAUUACGCUGUUCUGAAUGAGGAACCCUCCGAGGUUACUGCAGAAAGCACUGACGAAGCCAAGCAGCUUCGUGCACGAUGGGAGAGAUCCAAUCGGUUAUGUGUGCACCUCAUUAAGUCAAAAAUUUCGAGAGAAAUUCGUGGUUCCAUUGAGGAAAUUCAGAAAACCAAGCCUCUGCUCAAGGCCAUUGAUGAUCAAUUUGUUGACUCAAAGAAAUCAUCGGCAAGUACUCUAAUAAUGCGAUUUAUCAACCUUCGUCUUACCACUGUUAAGGGCACGCGUAAACACAUCAUGCAAGUAAGGGAUAUUGCAGCUCAACUAAAGAAGCUGGAAAUCAUUUUACCAGAUACUUUUGUGGUGCAUUUUGCACUUAAUACCCUUCCUCAAGAAUAUAGCCCCUUUAAGAUUUCUUACAACACACAUAAAGUAGAUUGGUCUAUCAAUGAGUUGAUAACCAUGUGUGCGCAAGAAGAACAAAGGCUUAUGACUGAGAUUGGGGAAAACGCUCUAAUGGCCACAACAAAGUAUAAAAGAAAAUCUGGAAAGUCCAAGGGAUCCACCGUAGCAGCUAAGGGCAAACUGCCCCCAAAAGUUGACAUUAAGAAGAUACAGAAGUGUUUCUUUUGUAAAAAGAAGGGACACAUGAAGAAGGACUGUAUCAAAUUCAAGAAGUGGAUGUCCCAAAAAGGCUAUGACAAAUCUGAGACAGCCAACGGGAACUGAGUGUAGCAUCUUCUCUGGAAACAAGAUUGCGUCACCUGUAGAAGCUGUCGGAGUUUGUACUUUAAUUUUGAAUAAUGGUUUCGUUUUGACGCUAGAUAAGACAUUUUAUGUUCCUAGUUUCUCUAGGAACUUAAUUUCAGUUUCUAGACUUGUACCCUUUGGAUUUAAAUUUGAAUUUAAUGCCAAGUAUUUCAAGUUAUUUCAGAAUUCUACUUGUAUUGG